Messenger RNA from Osmerus eperlanus (European smelt), 2145 nucleotides. RefSeq names its product ankyrin repeat and MYND domain containing 2a (gene ankmy2a). The transcript has 10 exons. The record is from RefSeq and is a predicted model, not a curated record. Lineage: Eukaryota; Metazoa; Chordata; Actinopteri; Osmeriformes; Osmeridae. The coding region runs from base 288 to 1523 and encodes 411 amino acids. Gene Ontology annotation, molecular function: protein binding.
CCAUGUUUACGAAUAUUUUAUUUGCAAGACUAGACGUGAACGAAUGUACAGUACACUCUUUUUGUUAAAUGUAUAAACGAAUAUCGAUUGAAAUUAAAUACAUUGUUUUCUAUUCAAAUGUCCACCCCUCUUUCACUUUACAAAUGGUAUAGUCCUCAACUAAGCGUAAACGAUGGUUUAGCUGUAGCUUUUAGGCAGCAGUAUGGUAAUCAAACGUGUCGUUUUGUGAUUUAGUCGACAGUCGUUCUUAUUUGUCUUCAGUCACUUAUUAAAAGCGUAUUACGAAAAUGUCAGCUCCAAAGAAGGGAGAUCUGUCUUCUACCGAGAAGGAAUUAUUCCAAGUUAUUGCUGCAGGAAAUGUUCAAGAAGCCUCGAGAUUAUUGGGGUCCAAGGAUGUACGAGUCAAUUGUUUGGAUGAGUAUGGGAUGACCCUCCUCAUGCAUGCUGCUUACAAAGGCAAAGCAGACAUGUGCAAGCUGCUACUUCAACAUGGUGCUGACGUGAAUUGCAAUGAACAUGAGCAUGGCUACACAGCACUGAUGUUUGCUGGACUGUCAGGAAAGACUGACAUCAUAUGGAUGAUGUUGGAUGCUGGAGCGGAGACAGAUGUGGUCAACUCUGUCGGGAGGACAGCUGCUCAGAUGGCAGCAUUUGUCGGGCAGCAUGACUGUGUGACAGUGAUUAACAACUUCUUCUCCCGGGCGAGGCUGGACUACUACACCAAAGUCCAGGGUUUGGAAAAAGAACCUAAACUUCCUCACAAACUGGCAGGACCCCUCCACAAGAUUAUCAUGAGUACCAACCUCAGCCCUGUUAAGAUGGUAAUGUUGGUGAAGGAAAACCCGCUGCUCCAAGAAGUGGAGGCUCUUGAGAAGUGUCGGCGGGUGAUGGAACUCAUCUGUGAGAAGUGUGUCAAGCAGCAGGACAUGAAUGAGGUUCUAGCCAUGAAGAUGCACUUUGUGAGCUGCGUGCUCAGCAAGUGCGCCUCCUUCCUCAAGGACCGUGACGACAAGCUAGAGGGACUAAUGAAAAGCUUAUUAAAAGGUCGGGAGAGUGAUGGCUUCCCAGUGUUCCAAGAAAAGUUUGUUCGAGAAUGUAUCCGCAAGUUCCCCUACUGUGAUGCCACUCUGCUGCAGCAGCUGGUCCGAAGUAUUGCUCCAGUGGAGAUAGGCAAUGACCCAACAGCUAUAUCAGUCCUGACCCAAGCCAUCACAGGACAGGUUGGAUUCAUGGAUGCAGAAUUCUGCACUACCUGUGGAGAGAAAGGUGCUGAGAAGAGAUGCUCCAUCUGCAAAAUGGUGAUAUACUGUGAUCAAGCCUGUCAGAAAAUGCACUGGUUCACCCAUAAGAAGGUUUGUAAGAAGCUCCAGGAGCAAAGAGAGAAGCAUGAGGAAGAGUCAGCCAAGCGAAUUGAGCAACGCAGCAAAGAGGACAGUGAAGCUGUGGAAGAUGCUACAGGAUCCAUGCAGGAACUUUCAGUGGAGCCUGAUAAUGAAGAGUCCUCCUCAGACCCCCAGCUCUGAGGCCACCACAGCCAGCUCCGAACCAGAGGAUGUCACCUACAGAAACACAAUGCCUAUACCCAGAUAUCCCAUACUCCAGUUAAUGCCAUGUUGAUCUCAGAGGGAGGACCUAUUUAGCACACCUGAAGAAGCAGUUCAAGCAAAGUUAAAAACCUCUGGUCUCAUCAAACAGUGAUGAAUCCCUUAUUUAACCAAUAUUUGACAUUGUCACCAAAGCAACGCAACAUUAUUGGCACAAGAAGACGGGUUGUGGAGUUUCUACUUUUUUAUUGAAUACUGUUUGAUGUGAAAUAUCUAUUUAGAAUAUGAUUGUGUAAGCUAAAUGGAUUUUAGUAGCCACAAAAUGGAAAGCGUUUUAAGCAAGGAGUGGAAAAACAUAGUGUAUUUAAUUUAUAUGUUGUGUACAAAGUACAAUUAUGCCUUAAGAUGCUUUAGCUGGUAUGUUAUGAAUACCUAUUCUGCAUACCAAUACAUCCAGAUUAGAGCUCAUAUUUCUGUAGUAAAGUAGCAUAAAGUAUAAUGUUUUGACCAAGACAUCCUCGUAAUACAUUUGCAAGCCCUCCUACUCACACGGCUUUGUUACAGAUGUGUUUAAUGACUUAAAUAAACAAUAACCUCAUAA